AGUGGCUGUUGCGUGUUUUGGCGAAGGUCGCGGCGGGGAUAAGUGCUGUGCUUUCCGAGUCGAGAGGAGGAAAACCAGGGAGUGGGAGGCGAAAAGAAGAGUCCUGAGCGCUCGUUUCCGGGAGCGACGUCUACUCUGGAGAGGCAGGCUUUUUGUUGCUCUUGAAGAUGUGGACAAACUGCUUUGGACGAUAUGUUCCACCACCUGCUCUCUUGCCCAACUUGGCUCAUUUCAUCUGGCAGUCACAUUAUUAGAGAUGGCCUGGCUGAUCCAUCAUGUCAUUGGCAGAUGAGCUCCUGGCUGACCUCGAGGAGGCAGCUGAAGAAGAGGAUGGUAGCUUUGCGGAUGAGGAGGAUGAAUCUCCCAUUGAAGAUGUCCAGGAAGAAAUGCAGCUGGAUUUGGCAACUGAUUCGGUCAAGAGUAUUGCUAAGCUCUGGGACAGCAAGAUGUUUGCUGAAAUCAUGUUGAAGAUUGAGGAAUACAUCAGUAAACAGCCAAAAGCAUCUGAAGUUCUGGGCCCAGUGGAGGCUGCUCCCGAAUACAGAGUCAUUGUGGAUGCCAACAACCUCACAGUGGAGAUUGAAAAUGAGCUGAACAUUAUUCACAAGUUCAUCCGGGACAAAUAUUCCAAGCGAUUCCCAGAACUGGAAUCCCUUGUCCCCAAUGCUCUGGACUACAUCCGGACUGUCAAGGAAUUAGGCAACAGCUUAGACAAAUGCAAGAACAAUGAGAAUCUUCAGCAGAUCCUCACGAAUGCUACAAUCAUGGUGGUCAGUGUCACAGCAUCCACAACACAGGGGCAACAGUUAACGGAGGAAGAGCUGGAGCGCAUUGAGGAAGCCUGCGACAUGGCUCUAGAGCUGAACCAGUCCAAGCACCGCAUCUAUGAGUACGUGGAGUCCCGCAUGUCCUUCAUCGCUCCCAACCUGUCCAUUAUUGUGGGAGCCUCCACUGCAGCAAAGAUCAUGGGCAUUGCUGGUGGCCUCACAAACCUCUCCAAGAUGCCGGCUUGCAACAUCAUGCUUCUGGGAGCCCAGAGGAAGACUCUGUCUGGGUUUUCCAGCACUUCUGUCCUGCCUCACACCGGCUACAUCUACCACAGCGACAUUGUGCAGUCGCUGCCUCCGGAUCUGCGGAGGAAGGCAGCACGGUUGGUGGCUGCCAAAUGCACACUGGCAGCGCGUGUGGACAGCUUCCAUGAGAGCUCCGAAGGGAAGGUUGGUUAUGAUCUCAAGGAGGAGAUUGAGAGGAAGUUCGACAAGUGGCAGGAGCCGCCCCCUGUCAAGCAAGUGAAGCCCUUGCCAGCCCCUUUGGAUGGACAGAGGAAGAAACGUGGAGGGCGCAGGUACCGUAAGAUGAAGGAGCGCCUUGGCCUGACAGAAAUCCGCAAGCAGGCAAACCGGAUGAGCUUUGGAGAGAUUGAAGAGGAUGCUUACCAAGAAGACCUUGGAUUCAGUUUGGGCCACCUGGGCAAAUCUGGGAGUGGCCGUGUCCGACAGACACAAGUCAACGAGGCCACGAAGGCACGCAUCUCGAAGACAUUACAGCGUACACUCCAGAAGCAGAGCAUGGUGUAUGGAGGGAAGUCAACCAUCCGGGACCGCUCCUCGGGUACUGCAUCCAGCGUGGCUUUCACUCCGCUGCAGGGUCUGGAGAUUGUGAACCCACAGGCAGCUGAAAAGAAGGUAGCUGAAGCCAAUCAGAAGUAUUUCUCCAGCAUGGCUGAAUUCCUAAAGGUGAAGAGUGAGAAGAGUGGCAUCAUGUCCACCUCCUAAGACACAGUUCCUCUUGGCAUAGAUGCUACCCCCUUCUAACUAAUACCUGGAACCUUAAGCCAGAUGUAGGCAGAAGGGCCUGUACAGAGGACAUGGGCCUUUCUUGGCAUUCCAAAGACUGACCCUUCGAAACUCUCCAGUUUGACUGGUCCUUUUCACUUGUUCCAGACUGGAGAAGGGAGCCCAGUUCUCUUCCUUAGGAUAUGGACUAGUGAACUAAAAGGGGAAGCUGAGCUGUUACCUACCCUUUGGAUCCUUCUUACAAUUAGACUUAAGUUCAGGCCAGCUGGGUUGUAAAAAUGCCUCUGUAACAUGCUGGUGAUUUCAAGGGAUACUCUGGGAUAGUGUUCAGGUGAGGGCUUGUGAGCCCCAGUGAGGGCUUGUGUAUAUCUCUUCACAGAAAAUGAGAUUAAAGUUUGUCCUGCAGUUAAGUGUAAAAAGACUGUGUUUGAAAUUAGUCGGGAAGUGUGAGUUUGCGGACUGUGUCAGGACUUGGCAGCAGUGUUCCCUGUAACAGGGAUUUCCAGAUGUUGUUGACCACAGCUCCCAGAAUCCCCAGCUGCAGUGGCCUUUGGCCGAGGAUUCUGGGAAUUGACAUCAACAACAUCUGGGAAUCUGUUACAGGGAACACUGGGUGGCGGGGCAAGAUGGAUUACAGCAGUAAACAGUGCAAUGUAGAUCUGUUGUGGGUUUUCCUUGUUAGAGAAGUAAAUUAAACUGAAAUUUCAAAAUGUC
Messenger RNA from Hemicordylus capensis (graceful crag lizard), 2510 nucleotides. RefSeq names its product pre-mRNA processing factor 31 (gene PRPF31). The transcript is spliced from 15 exons. Gene Ontology annotation, cellular component: U4 snRNP; precatalytic spliceosome; U4/U6 x U5 tri-snRNP complex. Gene Ontology annotation, biological process: mRNA splicing, via spliceosome; spliceosomal tri-snRNP complex assembly. NCBI's taxonomy places the organism in Eukaryota, Metazoa, Chordata, Lepidosauria, Squamata, Cordylidae. The record is from RefSeq and is a predicted model, not a curated record. Bases 276 to 1775 code for a protein of 499 amino acids.